Messenger RNA from Saccoglossus kowalevskii, 805 nucleotides. RefSeq lists its product as uncharacterized. NCBI's taxonomy places the organism in Eukaryota, Metazoa, Hemichordata, Enteropneusta, Harrimaniidae. The record is from RefSeq and is a predicted model, not a curated record.
AUUAGAUAUUGAUGAGUGUGAUUAUUACUGUGGUGGAACAUGCCGUGCUAAAAAAUGUAAUAGGGGCGAGAUAGCCUCGGAAAACUCAUACUAUUAUUGGUCAUAUGGCUGCUCUUACCACUGUGGGGAAGGUCGGGUGUGCUGUGUGGAAGAUUACGAAUCACAACUAUGUGAACAUACUUGUGGUGGUACAUGUCGUUCUAAAAAGUGUAAUAAAGAUGAGAUCACUGCAGGUUGGCAUGGUGUUUGUUCUGACUACUGUGGAGAUGGGAGAGUUUGCUGUGUACCGGAUUACGAAUCACAACUAUGUGAACAUACUUGUGGUGGUACAUGUCGUUCUAAAAAGUGUAAUAAGGAUGAGAUCACUGCAGGUUGGCAUGGUGUUUGUUCUGACUACUGUGGAGAUGGGAGAGUUUGCUGUGUACCGGAGACAUCGGCUCAAAUGAACUAGACAAGUAUUAUAGCUUGCUGUUUAUGCUGUUUCCUUUAGUUGUUCAGUUUUCCUUAUAUCUCGUUAUCUUGUGACAUUGCAGGCCCGUGCAUUUUAUUAUGGUUUCCCGUCACGGUAUAUGCAAUGUAAUGAAAAUGCUGUGGCUAAUUUUGAUUGACACUUAUCGAGACGCGCUGCGGUGAUUGGCUCGUCCGGCGAAGUCACGCCCUUUCUGCGCGCAAAAAAGGGAACUCUCGAAAACGAUGAUUCAAUUGCUGAGUACACAUGUUUUAAAAGCUCACGGCAAAGGCUCUAAAUUCUUAUGACGGUGACUCUGAACACCGGAACACGAUCAUGAGGCACAAUUCUAGAGGA